Molecule: messenger RNA, 3950 nt
Organism: Hypanus sabinus (Atlantic stingray)
Lineage: Eukaryota; Metazoa; Chordata; Chondrichthyes; Myliobatiformes; Dasyatidae
Gene: abhd5a
Product: abhydrolase domain containing 5a
Exons: 7
Coding region: 232-1266 (344 amino acids)
Biological process (GO): positive regulation of triglyceride catabolic process; negative regulation of triglyceride storage
Cellular component (GO): lipid droplet
Source: RefSeq, a predicted model, not a curated record
GGCGGCUGCAAAUAAACGGAAUGGGCGAUUAAGUACGAGAGAAGUAAAAGCCACUCCGUUUGGUCAGUUUUCUAAACAGAGCAAGACCCACCUUUUUCCAUUUUGCACCGUUGGGACAUGCCCCGUCCUAGAGCCCGCUGAGCCCCCUGCCCCAACAUAACGUAGCGCGGCCAGUCGCGGGAGGGGCGGUGACGUCACCGGGAGGGGCGGUGACGUCAGACUCCGGACAACAUGGCGGCUGAGUCAUCGGGAGCGGGGCUGUUAAGUUGGCUUCUUAAUUGGCUGCCAACUUGGUGUCCCACAUCUAUAUCUCUUCUCAAGGAUGCAGAGAAUAAGAUGUUACAGGGUGUCAGAAAUAAUUUUACGAAAGAUUUUGUUUCGUUACCAAAUGGCAACAAGAUUUGGACAUUAGUUUUCGGUCAAGACGUUCAUAACAAAACUCCACUUAUUCUGAUUCAUGGAUUUGGAGGGGGUGUUGGACUAUGGACCUUAAACUUUGAUGCCCUCAGCCUUCAACGCACUGUAUAUGCUUUUGACCUUGUAGGAUUUGGUCAAAGUAGUAGGCCAUGUUUCAGCAGUGAUUCUGAAGUGGCAGAAACUCAGUUUGUGGAGUCUAUAGAGGAAUGGAGGGCAACGUUGGGAAUGGAGAAAAUGAUUUUAUUGGGACACAACUUUGGAGGAUAUUUGGCUGCAGCGUAUACAAUUAAGUAUCCGCAAAGGGUGAAGCACCUCAUUCUCGUUGAGCCAUGGGGAUUUCCAGAGCGACUAAACUACAGUGAGCAGGAACAACCAAUGCCAUUGUGGAUAAAAGCCCUGGGUGCAAUUAUGAGUCCUUUCAAUCCACUAGCUGGCCUUAGAUUGGCUGGGCCCUUGGGUCCAUUUCUAGUUCAGCGAUUAAGGCCUGACUUCAAACAAAAGUUCGCUUCUGUAUGUGAAGAUGAAAAUACUGUCACAGAGUACAUUUAUCACUGUAACGCACAGACUCCUAGUGGUGAAACGGCUUUCAAGAAUAUGACCAUUCCUUUUGGUUGGGCUAAACAGCCUAUGCUUUUGAGGAUUAAUCAGAUUCAAGAGGACAUCUCCAUUACAGUGAUUCAUGGAGCGCGUUCCUGCAUAGAUAGUAUCUCCAGGAAACAGAUAAAGGCACUAAGACCAAAAUCCUCAGUGAAUGUAGUAGCCAUUCGAGGUGCUGGGCACUAUGUUUAUGCUGAUCAACCAGAAGACUUCAAUCAAACAGUACUGAGAAUCUGCAGUACUGUAGAUUAGUGAUCAGCCAGGAUUGGGAAUGUGCGGUACUGCAGUAACAUGUAGUUUAGGCAGCGCUGGAUACCUAAUGGACUAAUAAUUGGGGGGUACUAGAAAUCUACAGUAUUGUACAUUAACAGAUUCUACUGGGAAUUUUGCAGUCCUGUAGAUCAAUAAUCAGGCAGCAGCGGAUAUUUACUGUAUCGUAGGCAGUUCAGCAAAUCUUCUGUACUGCUCAUUAGCAAUUCAACAGCACCGGAUAUCUACAGUAGUGCACAUCAGCUACACUGAAUAUCUUCAGUACUGUUGACUAACUUAUACAUUUUUUAAUUCAAAAUGUAAUAAAUGCAAACAAAAUUAAUAUAAAAUAUUUUAGAAUGAAAAGUAAAAUACAAGGAGGAACUUUGAAAUUAGCAAUCUAAGACUAUGGCAGUACAUUCUGUGUUUGCUAAAAGUCAGUGAACCUUUUUAGUAUUAUUAUACCAAAUUUUAUUCUUGAUUGCUUCUACCACAAAGUAUUAUUUUGUGCAAUGUUAAUACUGAUAAAUCAUAACUAAUAACUAUUUAAUAUAUUUGCAUCAUUUCAGUUCAAAGUGAUUAUAAAGAUAUUUGUUUUGAUGGAAAAUAUAAACACCAUUGAAAAAUGCUAAUUGAAAUUGGCACUUAACCAUAAUUUGGGUGAUUAUUUUUGAAGCUUGUUUUUCACUUCUGUUAUAUUCAUUUACUGUAUGUUUUUUCUUAUAUUAGCUGCACUCCAGAAAGAACUUGUGAAAUACUCAUACACCUUAAGAUUCAUGGUAAAUUGCUGUAUUAGUGCUACAUUUUCCUAUCUUUAUUCAAAAAUUAUUCAGUCCUCUGUACCAGAGAUUUAAGAUUAUAAGACAUAAGAGCAGAAUUAGGCCAUUCAGCUCCGCUAUUCCAUCAUGGCUGAUUUCUUUUUCCUCUCAACUCCAUUUUCCCUAUUACCCUUGAUGCCCUGACUAAUCAAGGACCUAUCAACCUCCAGUGCCUCCAGACCCAAUGCCUUGGCCUUCACAGCCAUCUUCAGCAAUGAAAUUCACAGAUUCACUAUCAUCUGGCUAAAGAAAUUCCUUCUCAUCUCUGUUCUAAAAACAAGCACCUCUAUUCUGAGGUUGUGCCAUCUGGUCUUAGACUCCCCCACUACAGCAAACAGCCACUCUAUGUAGGCCUUUCAGUAUUUGAUAGGUUCAAUGAGAUCGCCCCUCAUUCUUCUAAGCUCAUCAAAUGCACCUCAUAAGUUAACUCUUUCAUUCCUGGAAUCAUUCUUAUAACCCUCAUUUGGAUCUUCUCCAAUGCCAGCACAUCUGUUUUUAGAUAAGGGGUCCAAAGCUGCUCACAAUACUCCCAAGUGAUGUCUGACCAAUGCCUCAGUACUGAAGCCUCAGUAAUAUACCCUUGCUCUUAUAUUCUGCUUCUCUUGAAAUGAAUGCCAGCAUUGCAUUUGCCUUUUUUAUCACUGACUCAACCUGCAAGAUGACCUUUAGGAAAUCCUGCACAAGGACUUCCAAGUCCCUUUGUACGUCUCAUUUCUGAAUUUUCUUCCCAUUUAGAAAAUAGUCUUUAUUCCUUCUACCAAAGUACGGGCUCUCCCUGCAUCUCCACCUAUUUUUGUAUUGUCCACAAACUUGGCUACAAAGCCAUUAAUUCUGACAUAUUACUUGAAAAGAAGCAGUCCCAACACUGACCCCUGCAGAAAAUUACUUGGUACCGACAGUAAACCUACUCAUCAGAAAGCUCGGUAAAACAUUGAGCGAGGCUAGGGUAAACCAAGUGAAGCCAAUCAGAUGUUCCCUUUGUCCAAUCUAUCUCCUCUGCACCCAGUUGUCUUAGCUUUGCUCUUUCCCAGUUCGAACUGAAGGUUCUCAGACUUGAAAAGAUCUCUAUUUCAGGUCCGGCAAAUGCCUCCUGACCUACUGACUGUGUCCAGCAUUUACCGUUCAGUUAUUAUUACAGGAAACUCUCUGAGUCCCACAUGUAGGCUGUGGGCAGGAAGUGGGUAGGGGGAAGUAGGUGAGCAAAGCGCCAGAACUGCUCGGUGUGAUCAUUGCUUGUGGAUAUUCUGCAGCUUGUACGGAUUCUUAUCCCAGAUGUGACCUGUACUUCAGACCCCAACCUCAGAUCUGACUAAAUCCAUGCUGCAAUGCUCCACUCCUAUCUGCUGCCAAUGUCCAGAAAACUUUGUUGCAAGAAGAAUUGUGCAUUGGUACUUUCAUUUGUUGCCUUUUUAAAUGACAGUUUAUUAACAUAAGAGUAUUGGAUCCAUAAACAGAACAGAACUUUAAAUCAUAUAAGACAUGCAACAACAGUAUAACAUACCAAGGGCAUAUUAGUAUAACAUGGAAGAAGAUAAAUAGCAGUAUUUUUCAUCUCAUGCACACAUACUUGUCCUAAACUAAUUCAUCGGCAGGUUUAAGUGAUUACACAGCUUUGUCACAUUCAUUAAAAUAGGUGACACAAGAAUGCAUUACUGUUGGUUAGGAAAUAUCCGGAGGAUCCCAAGCCUAUUUCCAUUGUAAACCAGUUCUUUGGGUUAUAAUGGCUGUGGAACAAGUCUAAAUGAUAAUUAUAUAGAACAGUAAUUCAUUAUGGAAUCUAUAUAUAUGUUACAUAAAUAUUUUUAUUAUUCUAAGCUUUAUACAUGUAUACAGUUUCAUAAAUAAGUAAAUGUCAAAACAUUAUGCUUA